ACAAUCUCCCUUCUCGGAUUUCAUGAUAGUCAAUUGAUUUUCAUUUUUCAAAUCAAAAACUAUGGGCAAAAAGAAGGUCCUCGUGAGUUAUGGCGUUGACAUCGAUGCCGUUGCUGGCUGGCUUGGAUCUUACGGAGGGGAAGACUCUACGAGCGACAUUAGCAGAGGUCUUUGGGCUGGAACAGUAGGAACCCAGCGUCUACUGAAGCUCUUUGAUAAGUACAAUAUCAAAGCAACAUGGUUCAUCCCUGGCCAUUCUCUUGACACCUUUCCCGAAGACUGCGCGGCGGUCCGUGACGCAGGUCACGAGAUUGGUCUUCAUGGCUACUCUCACGAAAAUCCGGCGGAUAUGACUUUUGAGCAGCAACGUGAUGUUCUCGACAAGACCUACAAACAACUCACCGCCUUCUGCAAUGGUAAACCACCUCGUGGUUCCGUAGCACCUUGGUGGGAAACUUCGAAAGAAGGCACUGAGCUGCUGCUGAGCUAUGGUAUCGAAUACGACCAUUCCAUGUCGCAUGAAGACCACCGCUGCUACUGGCUACGCACGGGCGACUCAUGGACGAAGAUUGACUACAGCAAAAAAGCCGAGGAGUGGAUGAAGCCUCUAGUCAAAGGACAGGAGACAGGUCUUGUAGAGAUCCCGGGAUCUUGGUAUAUCGAUGAUCUCCCACCGAUGAUGUUCAUGAAGAAGAGCGCAAACUCUCAUGGCUGGGUGAACCCAAGGGAUGUUGAACAGAUAUGGAUGGAUCAUUUUGAUUACUUCUACCGCGAGUACGAUGAGUUUGUUUUCCCCAUGACAAUCCAUCCGGAUGUUUCGGGCAGGCCACACGUUGUGCUGAUGCAUGAAAGGAUUAUCGAGCAUAUCAACAAGCAUGAGGGUGUGGAAUGGGUGACAAUGGAGCAGAUGGCAGAUGAUUUCAAGAAGAACAACAAGGUACCCGAGGGUGCCAUGAUGCCGGCCCCACGGGGUGAGAUUUUGAAGUUGCAGAAAGAGGGCAAGGCGUACUCGCUGGUUGAUUACGACGGCCCUAUGCCGCAGUAGUACCAAUAAGAUGCUGAAACGAUCA
This is a messenger RNA of Pyrenophora tritici-repentis Pt-1C-BFP, 1070 nucleotides long. RefSeq lists its product as uncharacterized. Gene Ontology annotation, biological process: carbohydrate metabolic process. NCBI's taxonomy places the organism in Eukaryota, Fungi, Ascomycota, Dothideomycetes, Pleosporales, Pleosporaceae. The record is from RefSeq and is a predicted model, not a curated record. Gene Ontology annotation, molecular function: hydrolase activity, acting on carbon-nitrogen (but not peptide) bonds.